Heterobilharzia americana is the source of this 953-nucleotide messenger RNA. NCBI's taxonomy places the organism in Eukaryota, Metazoa, Platyhelminthes, Trematoda, Strigeidida, Schistosomatidae. The record is from the annotation of a GenBank genome assembly.
UUUCCUGCUACGGAUACAAUCUUCGUCACCGGUCUCAAGGUCCUCAUUUCAAAAUGUUCCUACUGGCUGCAUUUUUUAUUUCAUCAGUCACUUGUUGCUACGGUUACUAUACUGUAGUAGACGCUAAUUCAGAAGAUUGCUUCUUUGACCGUGUUGCUAGUGGUAGCAAGCUUGCACUACACUAUGAGGUUGCUGAAGGUGGUUUUCUUGAUAUAGAUGUUGUUGUUUAUAAUCCAAGUGGUGCCAAAGUAUUUGAAUCACUCAGAAAGUCUAAUGGGAGACCAGAAUUUCUUGCAAAUGAACCUGGGGAUUACAAGUACUGUUUUGGAAAUCGGAUGAGUUCUAUGACACCGAAGGUGAUAUUAUUUGAAAUGGCUAUAGAGGAAGACCACUUAAAAGCUAACGAAAGUGAUGAUGAGGCACAUAAAAAAUUGGUGUCUAUGGUAAACGAGUUGUCACAUUCUAUCUCUUCCGUCAAAUUAGAAAUGGAAUAUGUAUCUCUGAGGACUCAAGUACAUUGGGAAAUAAACAAAAACACCAACUUCCGUGUGGUUGUUUGGGCUGCAUUUGAAGCAUUCCUAAUAAUAGCAAUGAGCAUUGGUCAAGUUUUCUAUCUCAAGCGCUUCUUCGAAGUGAGGAGAUUGGUCUAAUUGGCUGCAAGUUUUUAUACGACUAAUCAAUAGUGUCUCGAGUAUUUUUAUGUUUUGUCCCAGACGAUUGUACAGAAUACCCAUUUUCGUAACUUGGUUAAUGUUCUUCCAUGUUUGGAUCUCUGUAUGUAUCUGUCGUAUUGCCAAUAUUGAUCAGUUCUAUUAUAUUUGAUGGUUAUCAGAUGGUUCUGCUGACUUUGGCUAUGAUUUCCUCACAAUUUUCUCUGUACUAUUUCUCACAUAAAACCCUGGUUUUCUUUGGGGUUUUGUUCUGAGUAUCUGCCAACAAGGGUUCAAACGGUA